Daphnia carinata is the source of this 6972-nucleotide messenger RNA. RefSeq lists its product as uncharacterized. Gene Ontology annotation, molecular function: protein binding; delayed rectifier potassium channel activity. Lineage: Eukaryota; Metazoa; Arthropoda; Branchiopoda; Diplostraca; Daphniidae. Gene Ontology annotation, cellular component: voltage-gated potassium channel complex; membrane. The record is from RefSeq and is a predicted model, not a curated record. The transcript is spliced from 10 exons. Gene Ontology annotation, biological process: potassium ion transmembrane transport; protein homooligomerization. The coding region runs from base 1361 to 5239 and encodes 1292 amino acids.
AAAAUGAGAUUGGUAAAAAAAAAAAAAGGGGGAUAAGAAAAAAGUAAAAUUGAAGAGGGGGGAUGGAUGGGAAAACAAUAAGAGUGGAAGGCAAGGAAAAGAAAAAGAACCUACAAAAAACAGAAGUGAGGAGAGAGGGCUACUAAAGUGGAGAGGAAGGGAGAGAAAAAAAUAUAUUCAACAUCGCGCAUGGUGGAAAUGGGAUAAAGGGACGCACCGGUUCGCUCAGUCACAUGCGUUUCGGACAGCGGAAUAAAUAGCUUAAAAAGUUGGUGUCUGGAAUAGAGGAAUUUUUAGUGAGGAAUUUGGUGAUGUUUGGCCUGUGGAGCUUGAUUUGGGAAAACCACUCCACCACAUAACAGAGCACUGCUGAAGUAGAUGAAAGGGGGUAAACUCGUUUUUUUUUGCACGAGCGCCUGCGCUCCGGAGCUUCUCCGACCAAUAACGACUGGCCGGCGAUGAAAGAGCGGGUCGACAUCGGGAGGAGGGACGAACGGAGAGACAAGAGACGGAUGGAGUUUUGGGUCCCCUCAUCCGGGCGGCAGCGCGCGGGUCAGAGUACGCACUCCCGAAAAUAAAAAAAAAAAGAGAAAAUCCUACGCAACACACACACACACAAAGAUGACGAUUGCCAGUGAAAUAUCCAGUAACUGGCGGGUUGUCGGUGUUGAACGAGGUCUCACAGUUGAACUCCCCAUCCAUUCAGCGAGUCCCUUUCAUUUGAAAGAUGGUUAUUCCUUUCCAAAAUUGUCAAAUUACUUCAUCCUUGCUCAAUGAAUUUUAAAACCCCGUUUCCAAGUGAUUUCCUUCGCACAAUCCAUUCAUUUAAAUUGUUUUUCUAAGAACAAGAAAAGUGAAGAUUGCAAAAUAACGGGGGGAAAUCAUUAGGACGUCGUUGUCGUUAGAACGACCGUGCCUGGCGCCGAGUGCUGUCGUGAGAAUGCCGUAGUUGGUGGUGCGUGUCGUCGCCAUUAGACGCGAUUUGUGUCGUCUCGGUGAACAAACACACACAAGAGAACCUCUACAUCCCAGUGCAGUAUUCCCUUCCACAGUUCUUCGUCCAGUGUAUCUCUGUGUGUGUGUUUGUGUGUGUGUGGUGUAAAGACAAUUACGAAAGAGAUAGAAAAGAUCGUAAUCCAAAUGUAAUCAAAGAAAGCGAAUAAUGGAAAGGCAGCAAAUGGAAAUGAUAAUAACAAACGUGUUGUCCUGCAACUGGCCAUUCCAUCAAAACGAACAGUCAUCAGUGUCUCGGUUAGUGUUGCCCUGCGGUGUUAGUGGUGCCAGUGAUGGUGCAAGUGCUGCGAGCUUAUUACGCCAUAACGUGUCGCUCUGGCUGAUCCAGAUUGCCCAAGAUUGAGGAAUGAGUGAGAGUAAGCCGGACAACAAUCCAAAGGCAUCUACUUGUAUGCCAAGCUCUUUACCUUCUUCACCAAAGAUCACUGCUAGUCAAGGCGGCGGAGCGAAUUGUGCUGGCGUCGCGAAAAUGACGUCGACGAAUUUUGUGCCGUUGCCAGCAGCGAACGCGGUGCCAGGGACGCCCGCAACGUCGGCAGCUAUUCCGACGACGACGACGACGCCGCCCACAACGGCUCCGAACGUGGCCGUCCUGGUGCCGUCCAAAAUGGAUCCGCUUCAUCAUCAUCAUCAUCAGACUCAAUCGCAGCAGCCGAAGAAACAUCAAAGCGUCAAGCUGCAGAAGGUGAAAAGACAAUUGCAGGCCAUGGGCGUCCGUGCGCCGAACACGUCUUCCAGCACCGUUCCAGAAUGGCGUUCGUCUUGGAGCCGUCGAUCACAGCGCUCCGAACGGGGCCAUCAUCCGGAACAGCCGUUGGCCAACAACAAUAGUGUCCUGACUGUCAGCACGCCCAACAUGUCGAGCGCCAUCAGGCGGGCGGCAGGUGCGGCAGCUGCGGCUGAUGUGCAAAGUGCAACUGGACGCGUCGGACUAUUGUCCGGCAGUGAGACGGAUCGAGACGAGGAAGAGCGCGAAGAAGACGAGGAAGAAGAGCAGCGAUUAAUGGCCGGAAUGCGCAUUCAAAUGAUGUCGUCGCCAGGUGCGGCCGGUCCAGGUGUGCCCCUCCAUCAGUAUCACUCGCGCUCGAUGACGUCCCUACCGCCGGAGCCGUUCAUGAUCAUGCGAAGCAAAGCGCUCAACCGCCGGGUGAGCAUCAACGUCGGCGGCGUCCGGCACGAAGUCUUGUGGCGGACGCUGGAACGGCUGCCGCACACCAGACUUGGCCGGCUGAGGGACUGCAACAGCCACGAGGCUAUCAUCGAACUGUGCGACGACUACUCGCUGGUGGACAACGAGUACUUCUUCGACAGACAUCCGCGCUCUUUCUCGUCCAUUCUCAAUUUCUACCGGACGGGCAAACUGCAUCUGGUCGAGGAGAUGUGCGUCAUCGCCUUCUCCGACGAUCUAGAGUAUUGGGGCAUCGACGAGCUCUAUCUAGAGUCCUGCUGCCAGCACAAGUACCACCAGCGCAAGGAGCACGUCCACGAGGAGAUGCGCAAAGAGGCCGAGAGUCUCCGGCAGCGCGACGAGGAAGAAUUCGGAGAGGGGACAUGCGCCCAUUACCAGAAACUCUUGUGGGAUCUACUGGAGAAACCCACAUCAUCCUUCCCGGCUAGGGUCGUAGCGGUGAUUUCGAUCCUGUUCAUCGUGCUGUCGACGGUAGCCCUGACGCUCAACACGCUGCCGGCGCUGCAGGAAGAGGGCGACGUGGCCGGAACAACGAUGGACAACCACAAUUUGGCGACGGUGGAGGCCGUGUGCAUAACGUGGUUCACGCUCGAGUACCUGCUCCGUUUCGCCGCCUCGCCGAGCAAGUGGAAAUUCUUCAAAGGGGCCCUAAACGUGAUCGACCUGUUGGCCAUCUUGCCCUACUUUAUCUCUUUGUUGCUCAUCGAGACGAAGAACAAUUCGGACCAGUUCCAGGACGUGCGCCGGGUCGUGCAGAUUUUCCGCAUCAUGCGGAUCCUGCGUAUUUUGAAAUUGGCGCGCCACUCGACCGGCCUCCAAUCCUUAGGCUUUACGCUGCGCAAUUCGUACAAAGAGCUCGGCCUGUUGAUGCUCUUCCUGGCCAUGGGCGUCCUCAUCUUCUCGUCGCUCUGCUAUUUCGCCGAGAAAGACGAACCGGGUUCCAAGUACACCAGCAUUCCUGAAACCUUCUGGUGGGCCGGAAUUACCAUGACGACGGUCGGCUACGGUGAUAUCUAUCCGGUCACACCCCUAGGGAAGGUUAUCGGAAGCGUCUGCUGCAUUUGCGGAGUACUGGUCAUUGCCUUGCCUAUCCCCAUCGUCGUCAACAAUUUUACCGAGUUUUACAAGAAUCAAAUGCGGAGGGAGAAGGCGCUGAAGCGCAAGGAGGCCCUGGAGCGGGCUAAGAGGGAGGGCAGCAUCGUCUCCUUCCACCACGUCAACCUGAGGGACGCCUUCGCCAAAUCCAUGGACAUCAUCGACGUCAUCGUCGAUACAGGUCACAACAUGUCGCAAACGGAUGGGAACAGUAUGGGCGGCGAGAGCGGACCUGUCGGCCACACGGGCACCGGUUGCUACAAGAAUCACGAACACAGUUUGAUGCUGCAUCCGCAACACGGAGCUGCCAAUCGGUUGGUACCUGCCACCGGUGGCCAAAGAAGACAGUCGGCCACCACAGGCGCCAUAUCAAUCGCCGCCGUGACAGCUCUGCUCGCCUCCAGUCCCGCAACAAACGUCAGCGGCGUUCAACACCCGCCCGCAGCAGCGCCUCCCAACAAUUUGGUGGAUUUAGGUGAUUCACCGUGUUCGAGGAAGAGGUUGUUGUCGUUCAACGAUCAACAACAUCCGUCCGCCUGUAGUCCGCUGUCGCCGAAUAGGCCUCCGCGUCGUGCGGAUAAUGGCGGUUCAGUGCGAGCUGCGCCACCUGGUAAUUCAAAUAGUAGUAAUAAUAACUCUUCUACCGCUGCCGCUGCUGUGGCUGCUGUGGCUGCUCUUGCAGCAACACCUUCUUCCGCAUUCCACUCGCCGGAUUUGAAUGAGUUUGUAGAGUCGCUACCGGGAUUCAAAAAGCUCCAGCCCUAUUCUUCUUCUUCUUCUUCCUCGGCUGCUGCUGUGAUCAAUAUGAUGACGCCUGGGCCGGCAACGACGCUCAUCGAAAUGCAGCCAAUGGGACGCAAUCCGUCGUCGUGUCCCACGGCCCCCAGUUCCAUCCAUUUGUCCACUAGCAACAAAUCGUCACCUGCCAGGUCGCAGAGGAGGACGAGACCGACGGAUUUGGCCAGUUUCGACAGCUCCGACACUUGGGCCAGCUGCAAUCCGUUCCCAAGCAUCACCGACUUGGCCGGCUGGUCGCCGCAGAGCGGGACGGGUCCAGCAGAAAGAGAGGCUUCCGAUUUGUACGUGAAACCGUUGGAGAAGGAGAACAAACAGCAACAUUACGUCACCGUAGACGAGACUUCCAGGCUACUUUAUCAAUCGAUUAACGAACAAGCGGACGACGAUGAUUCGCCCGUCAAAGCCCAGGCGGCCAAUCGCAAAAUUCAGACGGCCAGCAACAAGCCGCGGCCGAGAUUCAAGGAAGCUUUCAGCUCGGAUGAAGAGGAUCGCCCUACCAACGUCGUGACCACCGGUUCGUCCAAGAACAAGGAGGCCGGCAGCGGAGGGUUCGGUUUGAAAGGAGGCGGCAUUGUCAGUUCGGUCAAUAAAAAAUUCCGUCAGAAAUCAAGUCCGUCUAGCAGUGGCAAGCCAUCCUUCCUGACGGGCAAAGGUAUCGCUUCCGCCACACGUUUCCUUAACUAUCGAUUCCACAGUCUCCAAAGCGCAGAUAAUCGAGGACGCGCAAGUCCCGAUCGCAAAAAAUCCAUUUUGAAGCGAUCCGGUGAAGGGGGUGGCGGAGGUGGCGGAGGUUCAACUUCUGUGGGUUCAACAUCGGUCGGGGCUUUGUCCGACCAGGAUACGGAGAUGGAGAAGUUGAUUGGCGGUGAAGGGGGAGGUGCCACGGCGUCCGAGAGCGGCUCCGAACCUUUCUCGCCCGUCGUAGCCCAGCGGAGUAGCAAUCGGAGACGGAUGAAUGACGCACUGGUGGGUGGAGGAGGAGGCAAUAAGACAAGGCCGUCCGAAACGGCCGACAGCGGACACAUCAGCAUCAACAUGGGCGGCAACUUGAUGACAUCUUGCGCACUGGACGAUUGGCCUUUUGCCGACUACUCGCCAACCGAAGAGGCAAUCACUUCCGGUCAUCCAUCCAGCGCAACGUGAAACCCGGAAAGCCACUCCGCAUUUGUGGGACGGCUGCCGUCCAACUGCCCCUCUAUAAGCCGAAAGAAAAAAGAAAAACGCUCAACUCCGUAACGAAAAACGACGUCCCUCGCGGAGAGAAAAUACAAUUGGCCUCAAAGGCACACGACGGCCGUCAAAACUUUCCAAGAAAAGUGACAAUCACACAGACACACAUAGAGAAAAAGGUUCUCUUUUUCCUUUUUGUUCUUUGUUGUUAUGUAAGCGUAACGAAACACCACAACUAUAUCUUUCUCUCUACCAUCCUUUUCCUCUUAUUUUUCGCCGAAGCAAUAUUACAUGUAUAGGAGGACAACUACUGGCUGUCUCUAUUUCAUCGUUAUGUCGGUUCUUUUAUUGUAUAUGUAUGGUGCGUUAUGUUUAAAAAUCGUCCCGAGUUGACUGCCGUUCGUUUCAAUUUCCCUUUCAAAAAACAAAAUGUGCGGGAGUUUUGCUUCGUCGUGCGUGUAAAAAACGAAUGUUCACAAAGGUCAUUCCAAAGAGAAAAACGUGACCGACAUCAUCAAAUUGUUUGUCAUUUUUACAAUUACAAAUCUUCUUCUUGUGAGUGUAUACUAUCAGAUAUCCUCGAUCUCCCUUUUUAAUAGUUCCCGAUUUCUUUAAAAAAAAAAAGAUUUGUCCCGCUCAGCUUUAAAUGCCGCUACAUUUUAACGCACAAUGUCUGUUAAUCAUUUCAGAUCCCAAAAAAAAGCAUUGGCAAAGAAAAAGCUGCAAGUGAUGGACAGCGUGUCUGCGUGUGUGUAAGAUAACAAACGCGGUAUGCAUAAUGUUGCGUGACGUUUUUUCUAUUCGACAUGACUAACAUCUAUCACGAAGAAAGCUUUCUGGUUAAUUGGUUGUGACUAUUGUUUUUUUUUUUUUUUAUUGUUUUUGCGUUCAUUUUUUUUCGCAGAGAGAUCUUUCCUCGUAGGCGAUUGAGUUUGCGGAGUAAAGUAGCUAAUAUCGAUGACUUAAUACCAGCGUGAGAGGACGUCUUUGAUAUAAUUGGCGCACUUGCUAUGUGUAUACAACCAUAACCUUUCCCUCGCCCAUCUCGCUAAUAUUCAUUUGGCCCUAUUGUCUCAUGUCUCAGUGCUUUGUUCCUUGGUGUUAUUGCAAGGAUGUAAUAGGCUGCUCCAUUUCCUUUGUCAGUCGUGUAGAGUGAGGAUUAUAUUCGACAUGAGCGCUCAAUCACUGUUAGUCUGUUUUUCUUGAUUAUGGUCAAUUCUAAAUUUCCCCUUUUUUUCUGGCCUCCAAUAAUGUUCUUUUCUUUCAGGUCAUCCGCUAUGGUAAUUGGCACUGGUCGAAGUGUACACACACUCCCAAGGUUAACGGUUAACGUGUAUGAUAUUAUGUUACUAACGAAACGUUACUUUCCUUUAGGCUCUUGAUUUUUGUUUUCGUUUGAGUUUUGUGUUCUUUCCCACCCUCUUCAAUUUUUAUAUCGCUUUAAAGUAUACUAUAGUCACUUGACCCGUUUGUUUGUCUUCAAUUGCCAUCGUCCGUCUAUGUUUGUAGCGGAGCUAAGCUGUCUUGGAAACGGUGAAACGAAUCCUCUGCUCUUCUUUUUCUUCUUUUACUAUACACACACAAACACACGUCCUCCCUACCCCUUACUUAACAAUGCAACAAACGAAAAAGAUUAAAAGACAAAAACAAAAUGUUACCUUGCCCUCCCUUUUUCCCUUUAAGAAAUAUAUAGUAUUAUUACUUGA